Molecule: messenger RNA, 1413 nt
Organism: Benincasa hispida (wax gourd)
Lineage: Eukaryota; Viridiplantae; Streptophyta; Magnoliopsida; Cucurbitales; Cucurbitaceae
Product: lipase (DUF620)
Source: RefSeq, a predicted model, not a curated record
UUCCUCUCUCUCUCUCUCUCUCUCUUUCUCGCGGUGCUCUUUUUAAGUAACCAACCUCCCACUCCCUUCUCUCUGCUUCUUCUCCUAAUUCCUCUUUUCCUCUCUGAAUCAGAAGAAAUUCCCAAUGCAUUUGCAGAGGAUGAAUCGCUUAGCGCCGUUAUCGGAGGAGCCGAUCGACGAACACGACAGCCGCACUCGUAAUCGCAACCGUAGCAGCGGCGGCGGAGGAGGAGGAGGACGACGAUCGUGGCGGAACUGGAUCAGAACUCAUUUCUCCAUCCUUUCUUGUGGAAAAAAGUCCGAUGGGCUUAAUGUUCUUCUCAGCGUCCUCGGCUGCCCUCUCUUUCCGGUCUCCCUUCAACCUAACUCCGUCUCCGAUACCAAUCAGGUUUCCUCAUCGUCUCAAUAUAUCAUAGAGCAUUUUGCGGCGGCGACGGGAUGCCGGAAGUUGAAGGGGAGAGUGAAGAACAUAUUUGUGACGGGGAAAAUAACGAUGGGGAUGGCGGAUGAGGUUAGCUCCGGUGGCGGCGGUAGUGGCGGAGGAGGACUCACCGGCGGUGUAACACAAAAAGGUUGCUUUGUGAUGUGGCAAAUGAUUCCGAAUAAGUGGCUGAUAGAGCUGGCUGUGGGAGGCCACAGCAUUGUGGCCGGCAGCGAUGGCAACGUCGCUUGGAGGCACACACCUUGGCUUGGAUCUCACGCCGCCAAGGGCACCGUUCGCCCUCUCCGCCGUGCUUUUCAGGGAUUGGAUCCUCUAGCAAUUUCAGAAGUAUUCUCUCCAGCGCAAUACAUGGGAGAGAAACAAAUCAUGGCCGUUGAUUGUUUCGUAUUGAAAUUGUCAGCCGAUCAGACGGAUCUGGCUGAUCGAAGCGACAACACAGCUGAGAUGAUCAAGCAUGCGAUCUACGGUUACUUUUGCCAAAGACGUGGACUUUUGGUCUACUUGGAAGACUCCUCGUUGACUCGGAUUCAAUCCCCCGGUUCUCAUCCCAUGUAUUGGGAAACUACUAUGUCUACAAAAAUCGACGAUUAUCGGACGGUCGAUGGUGUUAUGAUUGCCCACUCUGGCGAGACCAAUGUCGUCAUAACACGGUUCGGAGACGAUCUUAAAACAGGUCCUAUGAUCACACGGUUGCAAGAGAUUUGGAGUAUUGAUGAUGUGGCGUUUAACGUUCCUGGAUUGUCUAUGGAUAGUUUUAUCCCACCUAAACAGGUUCAAAAGGAUUGAACAGGAAGUGGGUCGUGAUUGAAUGUUGACGUUCGAUAGAUCAAGUGUGAUGCGAUAGAUGAAAGGUUAGAUUGGAUGAGUUCAAUGUGAUAGAGGCAUGCAUGAUGCAAAAAGUUAAAAAGAAUAUAAGAUGAUAUAUAUAUAUAUGUUAAUAGUUGCUAAUUUUUUCCUUUUUUUAUUUUUAA